Salvia splendens (bonfire salvia) is the source of this 1969-nucleotide messenger RNA. Its product is annotated as protein LEO1 homolog. Gene Ontology annotation, molecular function: RNA polymerase II C-terminal domain phosphoserine binding. The record is from RefSeq and is a predicted model, not a curated record. Gene Ontology annotation, biological process: transcription elongation by RNA polymerase II; positive regulation of transcription elongation by RNA polymerase II. The transcript has 9 exons. NCBI's taxonomy places the organism in Eukaryota, Viridiplantae, Streptophyta, Magnoliopsida, Lamiales, Lamiaceae. Gene Ontology annotation, cellular component: nucleus; Cdc73/Paf1 complex. The coding region runs from base 839 to 1456 and encodes 205 amino acids.
GUUUACUAUCAAAGAAACUCACUUUAGAUGCCACAAAAAAAAUUCACUUUAAUAUUUCGAAUUUCAUUUCAAUAGCCUUUAACCUUUAUCAUGAAUCAUGAUGAUCGACGCCCACAUUUUUUUCAUUUCAUCUACUCCAGGCUCCAGCCUUCUUCAUCACAGCUGCAUUCAUACUCUGAAAAUUAAUUUUUGGUAUUCUGAGAAGAUCAUCGAGUACGAGAGAUUAAUUUUCGGUUUGUGUGAAUGAUGAAUCAAAACUCUGCAAUUUGGGAGAAAAUGAGAAAUCGUUGCUUAAAAUCUCGUGUAUUGACGCCUUCUUCAGGAUGAAAGGGAUGGAGGAUCUGAACAUGCUAAUGAUGCCAUAUCCAGUCAACUGGUUGAAAUUGAUGGUGGUCUUCAGUUAAAUGAGGAUGCCAUAUGCUCAAGGUCUAGCGAUGGAGGGUUUGAGCACCAUACGCAAACAGCACCAGAAGAAGAGAUCAAAAUUGGAAGUGGUGCAGAGUUACAUCAUGAGGGCGGAAGCACAUGUAACUGUGAUGAAGGAGGGCCUAUGUCUGAUAAUAAAAGCACGUUCAUACAUAGGGUCAAAAUUGGAAGUUGUGCAGAGUUACAUCAUGAGGGCGGAAGCACUUGUAACUGUGAUGAAGGAGGGCCUAUGUGUGAUAAUAAAAGCACAUCAGACAUUGGGUCAAAACUGAAGGUGGAGCUGAGUUUAAUGACGAGGCUGGGGGGAUCGAUAAAGAGAGUAGUAGCUCAAUGUCUUUUGCUCAAACCCUCCACUUUUGAAUAGUUAUUAAAGACUGAGAAUGGAAAGGAUCAAGCUCGAAUUGUAGAUGUAAUGCGUGCUCUUUUUGGGGAUUCAGAUGAGGAACCAGGACAAUAUGAAGCUGAGUAUGGCACUGAUCAAGGGAAAAACAAUUCCAUAUCUCCUGAACAGAAAUUAAGUUAUGAGGGAGAUCUGAAGUCUGAAGGUACUGUAUCAAGUGAACAUACACAAUUUGGACCCGAAGAAGAAGAAGAAAAGGCCGAGGAUAAACUAGAGGGGGAGUCAAAGGAUAAACUGGAGGAGCAGUCAAUCGGUAGGUUGCUGGUGGUGGAGUUUCCAAACCGCACUCCACUUGCUGACCCAUCUCAGAUGGCAACAACUGAACUCUCAAACAUAAUAGCAUUUGAUAGUAAGCCAUUUGACCCAACAACAUACUCGGGGGAAGAUAUUUAUAUAACAGACGCUUCCGGAUCUGAAAGGGUUAUCCCAUCAACCAAUAUCGUUCAAUGGAGAAAUGUCGUAAACAUUGAUGGAACAAUCUCUGUUGAAAGCAAUGCACGCAUUGUGAAUUGGUCGGAUGGGAGCUUCCAGUUGUUAAUUGGGAAUAAAGCAUUUGAUGUCGCGGAGGAAGUCGCAAACAAGAUCCUAUCACAUUCUACUUCUGGAAUGAGGGCAUCUACCGGUCUCUAGUGAGCUUCUCUAAAUCGGAAAAGGUUGCUACAUCCUCCGUAGUUUCUGAUCCCGAUAGUUCGACUGUUCAUGGUGAUAGGGAGACCACACCUAUGCCUGAAACAGAGCAGUUUCAGCAGGAUGAUCAAAAAGCAACUGAAGACAAUCGCUCACUUAACCAGAAGAGUAAUGACAAGGAAAUGACACCCAAUCACAACCACCUUGAGGACGAAUCUGAUGAGCACAUGUUUCCCAGUGAAGCAGACGACGUAAAUCGUGAGAGGCAGAAAGAUCGUCAAACUAAGAAGCGUAGGCCAAGACGCGGAUAAAGCUGAGGGGAGUUGGAACUUGAACAUGAAAGGGGUUUGAUGAGUUGCUGAGUUAAGGAACAAAUCUCAUAAUAAAUUAGUUGGCUUCAGUUGCUUCUAAAACUUUAGUUUGGAUGAUUUUUCUGUUGCAUAAGAGCGUCUGAUAAAUUGAUGACUCAUGUUUUAGAAAAAACAAACCUAUUUAUAUAUUUCUGUCUUAAGAUGU